CAGCCUGCUACCCUUGGCCCCAAAGGGGAAGACGCCUGCACGCCUGAGAGAUCUGAGGGGACCCAGAGCAGAUGCCCAGCCCACCUGGGGAACCUCAGCAGGACCAGGAUGACCCAGGAACAUGGGCUGGGGUCUGUCCACUCCCCGUGGUGAGACAAACCAGCUCCUUUGCUGGCUAAUGAGGAACCUGCUGCUCUGGAUCGCCACUCUCACGAACCGGCAGCUGGUGAUCCCCACCCUGAUCAUCAUGGCUAUCAAACUGCUCCUGAUGACCUUGGUCCUCCUCUAUCGCGCUCCCCGGUGCCAGUCGGGCUGGGACCAGAACCAAGGGAGGUGCUACCUUUUCUCCCGGACUAACCAGUCCUGGGAGGCAGCGAGACACGCCUGCUUAGCCCAGAAUGCUGAUCUGGUGGUGAUCAACGACCCAAGGGAGCAGAAUUACGUGGCUAUUAAAGCCGGUUCCAUUCGUCACUGGAUCGGCUUCACCGACCAAGGGACUGAAGGCGUCUGGCGCUGGGUGGACAAUACUCCUGUGGGAUUUACGUACUGGAAUGAAGGGGAGCCCAAUAACCUGCUCACAAGGAGCAACGGCACUGAGGACUGUGCCCACCUGUUGGACACCAGCCUGUGGAACGACGGACCCUGUAGUGUCUCUUACAGGUGGAUCUGUGAAAGGGCCACCACUGUGUAAACAGCCCUCUCAUCCCCCGGCUCUGAACACAGGCUGAAAUUCAUCCCCCCGCCAUGAGGCCUGGGCACGGCUCACGGCCUGCGCAUCAGCCCGUUGUGCUCUUGUGCUGACCCGUUGCCCAGGGCUGAAUCUCACACACAUCCUUGCUCUGCCUGAGGUAUCCUGGCCCCUCUCUCCAUUUGCUGCUCCCAGUGAAAACACCUUCCCUGCUGCAUUUCCUGGUGCCUGUGCUGGGCCCCUAUGACAGUCCCCUCUGCAGUUAUCUGGACCGGUGAUCUUGUAGGUCACUCCAGUCCUUGAAUCUGGGAGCCAGCUUUACCCUGCUCUGCUGUAAGAAUCCCCAUUCCUGGGCUGUUCACGCACAGCCUCCAGCAUGUAAGCUGCUUGGAUUGUGCAACCAAAUGACAGUAGCCAAUAUCUCCAAUCCCAGACACAACCCUAGGAACCUCCCUCUUGCAGUGUCCAGUUAUGCUUGCUGGACACUGCAAGCUUAUGUGAGUGUGUCAAUUUAACAAAGAAAUUGAUCUGUACCAGGCUUGUUAUCCCAAGGGGAGUCUCUGACAUGCUUCAAGCCAAACGUACU
This is a messenger RNA of Malaclemys terrapin pileata, 1274 nucleotides long. Its product is annotated as C-type lectin domain family 10 member A-like. NCBI's taxonomy places the organism in Eukaryota, Metazoa, Chordata, Testudines, Emydidae. The transcript has 5 exons. The record is from RefSeq and is a predicted model, not a curated record. The coding region runs from base 122 to 691 and encodes 189 amino acids. Gene Ontology annotation, molecular function: signaling receptor activity.